Saprolegnia diclina VS20 is the source of this 383-nucleotide messenger RNA. RefSeq lists its product as hypothetical. The record is from RefSeq and is a predicted model, not a curated record. Lineage: Eukaryota; Oomycota; Saprolegniomycetes; Saprolegniales; Saprolegniaceae. The transcript has 2 exons. The coding region runs from base 28 to 342 and encodes 104 amino acids.
GCGAAGAGCCAUAUUUUCAAGCGAGACAUGGGGCGUCCCGUUGCGCUGCUCGUCGCGUUCGGCCUCGCGCCGUCCGUCGCCGCCGAGUGCUGGCUCCGCAGCGACGGCGUCCGCAUCUGUAGCGCGGACGGCCUCGAGUGGAUGGCCAUGUGGUGGUUCUGGUUCGCGGUCCUCUUCUUCCUCUGCGCGUGCACGGGCGGCUCGUACAUUUACCACCGACGGAACGUCAAUGCACUGUAUCAGCAAGGCUUUGUGACGUACUCGGAGCCGCUCAUUCUGCACGAUAACGUGCAGGCGUCCACAGACCGGUCUGCGUUUGCCCACAAAAUCUUUUACCAAUAAGAAAAGAGUGAACACGAAGACGACUGUAUAAACUCGAUACA